AUGCCCAUCUGCAUCGAGUGCCGGCACCCGGUCAAGACGCUAUGGACCAAGUACUCAAAUGCCGAUGACAAGUCCAGCGGGCACAACAUCCGCUUGACCGUCUGCAGAAAUUGCGGUCACUUUUGCGACAAGUAUGUCGAGCACGAUUUCGUCGUGCUCUUCAUUGACCUGGUUCUGAUCAAACCCCAGGUCUACCGCCACUUGCUUCAUAACACACUCAUGAAGGACGAUGACCAGUUUGAUUCAUCCAUUGUGCGGCUCGGCGUUCUGCUACUGUUGUUCGACGUGUACUUGACAUGGGCUCGCAUCGAGAAGCAGACGGUCCCCAAGUCCUCCCAAUACGAGGGCGCCAAUUUGGGCAGUUUAACUCAACAGUCCAUCGUGUCGCAAUACCUCUUCUUCUGUAUGUUGGAUGGCAAAAGCAACUUCUUUCCCCCAAAACAAAGAACCAUAACAGUUCCUGGGCCUCCUCAAGCACAGGCUAACAUCGCGCCAGUGAUUCUCUGUGCUCUGUCGACCCUCGCCUUCCACAUGAGCAUCCGGUUCAUGACGUCGUCCCCUUUUUCCCCUCUGGGCAUGUUCAACGUCCUGCCUCGGUACUCGCGUCCCAACUCCGUCUCGACCGCACUACUCGUCUCGUCCUCGACCAAACUUUUCCCGAUUCUUAUGGUUAUAUGGCAAUAUGAUGUCCCGGCUGCGGCGCGCUCGCUAGGAUGGGCUGUGGUAGCAAACAACGUUGAGGCCCUCCGCAUUUUGCUUGACUGCGGCUACGGCGUCGCUACUCUGCUCGCCACGACGGGAGCACUAGCGCGCUGGGCCGUGGGACGCAGUGUUCUGUGGGCUGCCGGGAUGGACGGUAUCGAUUCCAUCGGCGAGACCAGCAUUGCUGCGGAUGGUAAGGCCCUCUGGGCUUUAUUGAUGUACGUCAGGGAAUGGGCAAGCGACUUGGCCGCUGGGUAA
Colletotrichum higginsianum IMI 349063 is the source of this 960-nucleotide messenger RNA. Its product is annotated as Arv1-like family protein. NCBI's taxonomy places the organism in Eukaryota, Fungi, Ascomycota, Sordariomycetes, Glomerellales, Glomerellaceae. The record is from RefSeq and is a predicted model, not a curated record. Gene Ontology annotation, biological process: regulation of plasma membrane sterol distribution; sterol metabolic process; sphingolipid metabolic process. Bases 1 to 960 code for a protein of 319 amino acids. Gene Ontology annotation, cellular component: Golgi apparatus; cortical endoplasmic reticulum. The transcript is spliced from 2 exons.